AUGGCUGUUAUUUUUCUGUUGCAGUGCAUCACUUCAACUCUCAUGCCUGUUCGUUCGAGCAAUCUCCCUUGGCCGGUUCGUCACAAACCAGGACGAAAUCUGAUGAAAAAUGGGGAGCUUGUUGCAACGAUUCAAUGAAUGGGAGAUCCAACUGCUUGUGCUUCUCAGCUUCGUGCUACAAAUAUUCCUCUUCUUUACUGGUCGCCUUCGGCAACGUGGCGCCAAGUUUCUUAGUGGCACCAUUUGGGUAGCUUACUUGGUGGCAGACUUGAUAGCAGUUUACGCCCUUGGUUUGCUGUCAAAACAAGAAGCGAACGCAGUGACAGAAAACCAGAACCCAAUAGCUUUCUUUUGGGCGCCCUUCCUACUCAUUCAUCUUGGCGGACAGGACACCAUCACUGCUUUUUCCUUGGAGGACAACAGCUUGUGGUUGAGGCAUUUGUUGAAUCUGAUAGUCCAAGUGGUCCUAGCUUUGUAUGUCUUCUGGAAGUCUACUGCUUGGCGCAAUGUGUGGCUUCUUGUUCCGGGCAUCUUCAUGUUUAUUGCUGGAAUCAUCAAGUAUGGGGAGAGGACGAUGGCUCUCAUGUGCGGGAACCUACAAAACAUCAGUACUGGCUACAAUAGCGAAGAAGGUAACAAGUUCACCCAUCAAGAACUUGAUCGGGAGGAUAGCUACUCUAGCAUUGUUUGUUUUUCAUUGGAUUCAGCGCCAAUUGUUCGCCAUUUAUUUGCUGGAUUUACGCUCUUCCAGAUACCGGAAGGCUUCCGUGCAGCAACUUGGAUGAGCUAUGCUCUAUCAGAUGAAGUUCAGUUGGCCAAGCUGGUCAAGUUGGUUGAUGUUGAACUUGGUAUCAUGUAUUGUGAUGUCUAUACCAAGGCCGCAGUGCUUCGGACAAGGCAUGGCAUUAUGCUUCUGUGCACGUCUCAAUUAGCAGCCAUGGUUGCCCUUGUGCUCUUCAUAGUUGGCAACAAGAAACAAAGAUACUACCGCAGAGCCGACAUUGGAAUCACCUACACAUUAUUUGCUGGAAGCUUUUUUCUGGAAGUUUGCGCAAUGUUUAUGAUGGUGAUGGUGUCACCUUGGACAUGGUCAUGGCUCAAGGCCAACAAGUGUAGUGCCCGCCUCAUUCGCGUGUCCUGGACGCUCGUCUCCAGUAAAAUUAUUGGAUGGCCGGAGGAGACUCCGUUGUGGUCAAACAACAUGGGGCAAUACAACUUUCUGAGCUAUGUGGGAUGCGAGGAGGAAAAACCGAGUAGCCCGUCGGAACGAGUGAUCAGGAAGAUGGCAAAAGCAGUUGGCAAGUUGUUUUGGUUAAGCAAGUUAUUAGACACCAAGUACGAGCAGGUGGACGACGAUAUCACGGAGAGUUUUUUGCAAGAGAUUAAAGCCAUUCUCAAAUCCCCUUUUGGAGGAUUAACCAGUGGUGGCAAGAAACAAGAGUGGCAACAUCUUUGUCGGUUCCUGCGUACUCUGGCCAGGGAGUUGUCUGACAAUUUUAGUGCUGUCAUAAUCUGUUUGCAUAUAUCAACAAUCAUACACCUGAGUGAGGUUUCAAGUGUGGAUGUGGAGACAGUUGGCUUGGUUUGUGUCUGCCGGAAACUGUCAAAUUAUAUGGGUAAAGACUAG
Molecule: messenger RNA, 1627 nt
Organism: Panicum virgatum (switchgrass)
Lineage: Eukaryota; Viridiplantae; Streptophyta; Magnoliopsida; Poales; Poaceae
Exons: 2
Coding region: 110-1627 (505 amino acids)
Source: RefSeq, a predicted model, not a curated record